Messenger RNA from Neurospora tetraspora, 1637 nucleotides. Its product is annotated as RNA polymerase Rpc34. Bases 153 to 1403 code for a protein of 416 amino acids. The record is from RefSeq and is a predicted model, not a curated record. Gene Ontology annotation, cellular component: RNA polymerase III complex. NCBI's taxonomy places the organism in Eukaryota, Fungi, Ascomycota, Sordariomycetes, Sordariales, Sordariaceae. Gene Ontology annotation, biological process: transcription by RNA polymerase III. The transcript has 2 exons.
CCUGCAGUUGGCCAUCCACCACAUCUUCUCCAAAUCCAACCAACAGAUCAUUUCCAACUGGGCAUUGACGAACGAGUCCCUUCUCUCUCCAAAUCGUCGCGUCCCGGCCACCAGAACCACCACACGAAAUCCCGAAUCACCACCAGCACACGAUGGCCGACCGCGACAAGAUCCAAAUCCUCAAGGAUGCGCUGUACGAGGCGGCGAGGGACCACGGUUCCGACCAGCGCCUCUUCACCCAGCGCGACCUGAUGGACAUGCAGGUCAUUCCCCAGGAUAACAUCGGUCUGCUCAUCCAGGUGAUCCAGAUUCUCUGCGACGAGAAGCUCUUUGUCGGCAACACCACGGCGUCGGGACUAUCAUGGAGAUGGCGAAGCCGGGAGGAUGCAAAGAAAUACACCUCCCUCCCUAACUCCGAAACAAUGAUGGUCUACGCCAUGGUCGACGAAGCCGGGGCCGACGGCAUCUGGAACCGGACCAUCAAGAACAAGCUCAACAUGGCCGACCAUCUCAUGAAGCAGUGCAUCAAGUACCUCGAGCAAAAGGGCUACAUCGCCAGCAUGAAGAACGUCGAACACCCCAACAAGAAGAUGUACAUCAAGGCGAACCUCCGUCCCUCUGAUCGCGCUACGGGUGGUCCCUGGUUUACCGAGGGCGAGCUCGAUACGGCUUUCAUCAACGAGUUGCAGGAGAUCGUGUUCGACUUUAUCAAGCAGAAAUCUACAUAUACUUCCCACGGCGGUGCUGGAGUAGGAACAACAGGGGCAGCAGCAGGAGCGCAGCAGCGUGAAAAGAUCCCCAAGAAGGGCGUGGUUCAGGGGACCAUUCCCCACUCGGAAGAUGUUUCCAAGGGCACGAAGCGCAGCGCGGGCGAGAUCUCUAACGACGAUACGGCGGCGGCGGCGGCGGCGGCACCGGCGACUACCACUACGGCGAAGAAGACCAGGCCCGGCAAGCCGCAAUUGCUGCCUCUGCCGGCCGGCUACAAGUCGUACCCGACCGUAUCGGAUAUCGCCAAAUUCAUCCACCACGCCGGCAUCACGAACAACACAACAUUGAGCGAGGCGGAUAUCCAGCAACUGGUGGACGUGCUAUACUACGACGGGUUGGUAGAACCGGUCAAGGUCAAUGGGCGCAAGGGGUACCGUGUGACCCGCAUCCCCAAACAGGAUCCGAGGACGUGCAACCAACGACGCCUGGACCACGACCCAACUAAAGGAGGCGUUGUCACUUCGUUUAUGGGAGUCGAGCCGAGUGCAAGUGGCCUUAUGGAGGCUCCAUGUGGGCGUUGCCCCGUGUACGAUAUGUGCGAAGAAGGCGGACCAGUCAGCCCGAGCAACUGCGUCUAUUUCAAGCAGUGGCUGGAUGGUGACGAGGUCAAGGAACAAGUCAUUUCGAUUUGAUCGACUACAAGAUAUCUAUCUGUGUCUCUUUCUGUCAAAAGACAUUCAUGGUCUCUAUUAGAACUGCAUCGACGGCGUAGAAAAAGGAAAGGGUAAUUCGGUUUCGUUUAGGCGUUGGGGGCAACCUGUUUAGCAUUCAAAGUAUUGACGAGACAACAUUCACAUGGUCUGGAAACUUUCUAGGGAAAGACAGCAGUUUGCGUGCUCAUGUCAACGAUCAAAGUGACAGUGAUG